AUGAUGGGAAAACUUCGAUUAAGAAAAUCAGGAGUUGAUCGGAAGCCACGACAAGCUUACUCACAAACGCAACUGGAAAGGCUUGAAAAUGAAUUUAAACAAGAUAAAUAUUUGAGUGUAAGCAAACGACUUGAGCUUUCGAAAUGUCUCAACUUGACGGAAGUGCAAAUAAAAACUUGGUUCCAAAAUAGACGAACCAAGUGGAAGAAACAGUUAACAUCACGUUUAAAAAUUGCACAACGACAAGGUCUAUACAGUAAUCAUCAGCCACAUACGAAUCUACCAACAAAUCUUUUGCACAAUUACUACAUUCAUCAAAGCUUUUCUCAACAGCAAUUUUUAACACCAAAUCUCAGUUGA
Clunio marinus is the source of this 360-nucleotide messenger RNA. NCBI's taxonomy places the organism in Eukaryota, Metazoa, Arthropoda, Insecta, Diptera, Chironomidae. The record is from the annotation of a GenBank genome assembly.